AUGUCUUCCUCACCCUCACCACAUGCAGCGACUCCGACUUCCAUCAUUCCUACUCCCUCGAAACCAUUUCCGCUCCUUGAACUACCAUUGGACAUCGUCUUCAUGAUUUUCGACCUCUGGAGAUCUGACGAUUUUGAGAGCGCACUGAACGUUUCAUUAUCGAGCAAACUUCUACAGUGGUUAUCCACCGCAUGGAUCUUCAGAUCAAUCAACGUCUGGAUGAAGAGAACCCAGAUCUACCGCUUCUUGCGAGAUAUCAGAGGGAACGAAAAAGUCCUUGCAGUAGUCAGGUCAUUUACCAUCCGCAUAAAGAGGGUUCCGGAAGCAAUGAAUGAGCCCUUCGAUAAUGCAGUACUCGUACUCUUUGCUGAAGUCCUUUGCUGUAUGAACGGCCUGAAAGAAUUGAUGCUUGAUCUCGUCAGAGGUGGAUCGCUGUUUGCCGAUGCAUUCCACGCCAGCUUACGGGAAAGGACCUUGCCUUCGGUAGAGACAUUUUGGUAUCGGGCAGCGAAAAGCCCCGGUUCCAUCUCGGAAGUGCUUCCUAACGCCCAUCGAUUCAGUCUUGGCGUCAGCGACAUGACAAAAUCGGUGACCGUUCUUCGGGAUCUUUCCUCGCACCCUCAUCUGAAUGUCCUGGAGCUCCAGAAAUGCUACUGGUCUCUGAGAGAUGUAGAAGUGGUGGUGGCUCUUUGUCCCCAAUGUCCAGCAUCUGCUACUGAAAGGUGGACUAGAUGGGGUAAGAGUUUCGAUACGAACCCCGCUUCCAAUGAGCUCAUCCCAGCCAUCAGACUGCUUCCCAGGCUUCAGAAGCUUGCCAUUGACACCGAUCAGAUUGUUCCGUUGCCACCACGCCGCUUGGAGCCGCACGAUCUUGACGACAUCAUGUCACAGAUCGAGAAUCAUCCGCUUAAUGAGAAGCCACGUGCCAAUGCUUUAAAGUUCUUUCAACAGUGUCACAGCCUGCUAAGAGUAUAUUUAUCACCUUGCUGGUUUCGUCCGGUCAGGAAGCCUGGGGAGAGACUUCGUGCAAGACAAGUAGCUCCCGACUGCCAAGAUAUGUAUAUUGAGUGGCAAAAGUGGAUGGGUAUCCCCAGAACUGCCAAACGACGAGACUGA
This is a messenger RNA of Colletotrichum godetiae, 1116 nucleotides long. RefSeq lists its product as uncharacterized. The transcript is spliced from 3 exons. The record is from RefSeq and is a predicted model, not a curated record. Lineage: Eukaryota; Fungi; Ascomycota; Sordariomycetes; Glomerellales; Glomerellaceae. Bases 1 to 1116 code for a protein of 371 amino acids.